UACAGACACCUCAAGGGCGCUACUUCGACGCUCAUUCUGGUGCACACACGAUAACCUAUAACUGGCUAUGGCUUCCGUCGUUGAAGUGGACGGUCAAACACAACCUCCGGACGACUUGCAGAAGUUGAAUGGAGACACGCACGAGAGCGGUGUCGCUGAGGAUACCCUCGAUCAUCCUCAUGUCAAUGGUGUAGGGAAAGGGGAGAAUGGGACCACCGAACAUGCAUCAGAUCACGAGAAAGACGACGACGCCUCAGAUGCCCAAGCCCAAGUAAUCAUCUCCCUCCGCUCCCAGGUCACCGACCUCUUCACGCAAGUCACCCAGCUCAACUCCAAGCUCGUCUCCUCCUAUGACCGCGUCUCCGAUCUCGAGGACCAGAUGCACGUCUCCUCCGCCUCCCUGCGCAACGCUACCUUACAGGUCUCCGAGCUCGAGCUCGAACGCACCCAGCACCUCGCCGCGCUCAAUACCGGCCUGCUCGUCGAGCGCGAGCACGUCACCGCCGAGCUCAACCGCCUCAUGGAACGCGCGACGCUCGAGGCCGCCCAGCGCGGGCAGGCUGAGAGCGCAAAGCAUGACAUCGAGAAGGACCUCGACGAUCUGAGCGCGAGCUUGUUCGACCAGGCAAACACCAUGGUCGCCGAGGCGCGCUUUGCCGCGGCCCAGAGCGAGCGCAAGGCGGGCGACGCGGAGGAGGCGCUCAGGACGGCCGAGGAGGCCGUGCGCGCGAUGCAGACGGCGAUGCAGGAUCUCAUGGCCGAUCGGGAGAACGCACGGACCGAGGCCGAGCGCGCGAGGAUACGGAUGGGCAAGGGCAAAUGGGUCGAUCGGGGGCCUGGAGAAGACGGGAUGGUGCUGGAGAGGCAGCUGAGGCUGAUGAACACGCAUCAGCCGUUCACGGACUUUUUGUCGUUCGUCGGGCAUCUGAGGUCGCUGAGGGCGUCGGGCAACGCGCAUCCGCCGGCUAUGUCGUCGCUCUUGAGUUUGCCGUUCCCCGCGCGGUUGCUCACUGAAGACUCGGAACCCACACUUCGCCUCGACCUCGCCCCUUCGCUCAACUGGCUUACCCGACGCUCUGUCCUUGCAGCCAUUCACACAGGCAUGCUCUCUAUCGAGCCCAUUCCCCUUUUCUCGCUUCUGCAAGAAGUUUAUCCGCACAUCGCGCUCCCCUCGCCCCCUUCACAUCCCUCGCAUUCUUAUGCGGAGAACAACCCUCUGCCAGCGAAUGUGACGCUUUCCUGCGCUCUUUGUGGCACCUCUAUCCUCCCACCGCCGACUCCGCCGGGCUUAGCGCUCGGCAGCGAUGGCAAAGAUAGGCCGCAGGAGCGGAGGAGCAGUCAGAAUCCCCUGACUUCGCUGACCCUCACGCGCAACUUGUCGUCCAACUCAGCCGCGUGGCUGAGAGGGCUGACGAGCACCAACUCUAACAGCAAUCUCGUCGCUGAGGAGACGUCUUCCUCGCCCACAGCCACUGAGGCUAUCCCGGUGUCGGUGCCGGAACAGAUUUUCAUUUUCCGGCUCAACACGCAAAGCUCGUCCAUCGCGGCGCUGGCAUCGACGCCGUUCUCCGCAUCCUCCCCUCCGCCAUCGCACCCCGCGCACCUGCAUCCGCCCGCGUCCCCCAGGCGCGCGUCGUCCUCGGCCCAGAGCAUCAGGCAGCUAAGCACAGUGUCGCCAGCGCGCACCCCCGGUGUGCAGCAACAGCAACAGCCGCAACAGGCGACACCGUACCCGCUCUGCGCGUCCAACUACUGCCUGACACGGAUGAGAAGCACGUGUUCGCUCUGGGCGUUCGUGCGGAGCGGGAUCGUCGAGCACGUGUGGGAGGAGCCGGUGUCGCUCCCGCCGCAUGCGCAGACGCAGCAUGCGCCGGUGGUCGUGCCCGGCUCGCCGCCGACACGCCCGAGCACGCCUGGAAGGGAUAGGGAUAGUCAGAAGGGGAUCAGCUUUGGAUUUGGUGGGGGGUCGCCUGGGAAACAGAUUGCUCCGCCGCCGUCGCAUCCUUCGACGAUGGCGGCUGGUAGUGUGGGUGCUGCGGCGCAGAACGGUGCGGGAGGGGAGAAGGCGCCGCCUGUGCCGCCGAGGAGGAGGGGGCUGUGGGGUAUGGCGAGCGCGCUGGGUGAGGCGCUGCAGGAGCGCGGGAAGGGCAGGGCCGGGAGCAGGUGGGGAUCGCGGGAUGUGAGUGCGGAUCAUAGUGCGCGGGCGAGCGGGGAGAGCGGUGGUGUGGAGCUGGUGAAGGAUGGGCUGGGGAGGGAGGGGAAGGGGCUGCCGCCGCCGCCGCCAUCGCAUCCCGAUGUGCCGCAUGAGAGGAAUACGGAUCGGAAGCCGGUGCCGAGUGUGCCGGAUGAUUUGGAGGCUAUGGGGGAAAAGAAGAUGGAUGAGGGUGGGGAGAAGGAUAACGGUGGGGAACCUGCAGAGCAUGAGGAGCACGAGCAUGGGCAUGUUCAGGAGGAGACGCUGUUUGAUGCGGGGCAUGAGCACGGGCAUCAUGAGCACGAGCACGAAGAGAUGGCGGUGAAAGAAGACGAGGCGAAACAGGAAGAGAAGGAGACAUCGACAGAGACACUGGCAGCAUCUGAAGACAGGGACAACAAUGACGGCUUCGUCACGCCCCCGGACACAGACGAUGUCCCCGCGCAGCAGGCUCUCGCCGACAACUCUUCACUCGCCACGCCUCCCGCUACCCCCGGGGCCGAUCAAAGCAGCUUCGCCUCGGCGUCUCCAGCCGUGCGCAAGUCGCUGGACUUGUCUGCAGCGACGAACGCAGCGCACAUGCGCUCGCUCGACGCGGGCGCUAUGCCCUCGCCCGGUGCGGUGCCGCUUCCGCCGUCGCGCGCUGAUUCGCCUGCACCUAAUCCUACAGGGCUUGCGAACGGGGGUGAAGAGAAUGCGAUUCCAGCGCCGGCACCUCAGGGUGCAGCAGCUCCGCCUCCGGUUUCGAGGAGGGCGGCUGCGAGGCGGCCUGCGCCUACACCGCCUGGUGCGCUGGUCGCCGCGCCUGAACCCGAGGCCACUCCGGUGGCUGGAGAGAAGGAGGUGGAGGCUGUGGUGGAGGAGUCGGAGGACACAGAGGUUGGCGAGUUGGAAGCCGACGAAGUAGCUCAGGCCCAUGAAGACAAGGGAGCAGACAAGAUUGAUGUGGACAGAGCUGUCGAGCCCGCCGCAGAAGACGUCGAGAUGCCCGCCACUCCAUCCGAAGCCGAGUCCGAGCUUACAUUCGCUCCUGUUCCGGGCGCUACGAGUGGGAAUGUGGCCGAGGUGGCUGUCAAGCCAGAGGACGAGAGCAAACCCGAGGUGAAGACGGAGGUAGAGGCGGAGAAGGAGGUGCCGCCCGACUCGGGAUUCACGACGGACGCGACGUGGGAGGAGCGGACGUGGCGCGAGGUCGUGCGUCUGCGGGAGGAGAUGUUUUGGGCGCGCGUUGGGGGUGUGCGGUGAAUGGCUGGAGUGCAUGCUGGAUCUUAGGAAUGUUUAUGAAGCGAGUGCUGGUAAGGGUUGGAUUCAAGGACUAUGAUAGUGGGUAGAGAGGUGGUGAAGUGUAGAUAGUUAGGCGUUGAUAUAGAUACCCUGCUCAAUC
Molecule: messenger RNA, 3578 nt
Organism: Coniophora puteana RWD-64-598 SS2
Lineage: Eukaryota; Fungi; Basidiomycota; Agaricomycetes; Boletales; Coniophoraceae
Exons: 4
Coding region: 68-3439 (1123 amino acids)
Biological process (GO): exocytosis
Cellular component (GO): cell tip; Golgi to plasma membrane transport vesicle
Molecular function (GO): guanyl-nucleotide exchange factor activity
Source: RefSeq, a predicted model, not a curated record